Messenger RNA from Tripterygium wilfordii, 2940 nucleotides. RefSeq lists its product as uncharacterized. Gene Ontology annotation, molecular function: protein dimerization activity. The transcript is spliced from 6 exons. Lineage: Eukaryota; Viridiplantae; Streptophyta; Magnoliopsida; Celastrales; Celastraceae. Bases 177 to 2096 code for a protein of 639 amino acids. The record is from RefSeq and is a predicted model, not a curated record.
AGACGAGGUAACCUCCUCUUCGUCUCUCUCACUCUUCCUCUCUCGAUUUGGCUCCCUCACUCUCAAAUGCCUGUGUUUGAGGGGAAGCAGCCGUGCCGUUGAAGCCCGUGGAAUACAACCUAAAGUUCAGGUACAUUGCCAAUAUUGAUGAGGAUGUUGAUAGGGCAAAGACCACCAUGACUAGUACAAAUGCAAAACAAGCUCGGAGUCGUGUUUAUUUGGACAUCGGGAGGUUCUUCUUUGAAAAUGCAAUUCCUUUCAACGUGGCAAGGAGUCCAUCAUUCAUCAACAUGUGUCGAUCAAUUGGUUCAUAUGGACGAGGCCUUAAACCUCCUACCAUGGAUGAAUUGAGAACAUGGAUUUUGAAGGAGGAGCUGGACACUUCUGAGGAAAUAGUUAAUGAUAUUAAGAAGACAUGGGCGCACACAGGGGUUUCAAUACUAUCUGAUGGUUGGACUGACAUUUCUGGGAGGACUUUGAUAAACUUUCUUGUGAAUAAUCCAAAUGGGACGGUGUUCUUGAGAUGUGUUGAUGCUUCUGAACAUGUGAAGGAUGCAGAUUUGUUAUUUAAGUUGCUUGAUGGCAUUGUUGAGGAAGUUGGGGAAGAGUUAGUGGUUCAAGUUGUGACGGACAAUGCAAGUAACUACAAAGCAGUAGGAAAAAUAUUGAUGGAGAAAAGAAAGCACAUUUAUUGGACUCCAUGCGCGGCACAUUGUUUGGAUUUGAUGCUGGAAAAAAUUGGAGAGUUGCCACAACAUAAGAGAGCUGUACUCAAGGCCAAGAAAGUAAGCAAUUUCAUCUAUAAUCAUGCUUGGGUGUUGGCUUUGAUGAGGAAAUUUACAAAGAGAGAAAUCAUUAGACCAGCUGUCACUAGAUUUGCAACUUCUGUGUUGACUUUAAGAUGCAUGUAUGAGCUUAGACAACCUCUUGAAUCAAUGUUCACUUCACAACAAUGGGCGGGGUGUAAAUGGGCAAACACAAGUGAUGGCAAAGAGGUGAGGAAAAUAGUUCUUAAAGAUAAAACUUUUUGGCCUAGCGUGAGUUAUGCACUUAAAACAACAGAGUCGUUGGUGGAAGUGUUGAGACUUGUUGAUUCUGAGAAGAAACCUGCUAUGGGUUAUAUUUAUAAUGCUAUGGAUAAAGCAAAGGAAGAAAUAGCGAAAAACUUGGGUGGAGAACUAGCAUAUUACAAGGAGAUUUGGGGCAUUAUUGAUGAAAAAUGGGAGUUCCAAUUGCAUCGUCCUUUGCAUGCUGCUGCUUAUUUCUUGAAUCCCGAGUUUCAGUAUCAAGAUAACUUCCUUUUUGAUGCAGAAGUGAAGGCGGGAUUGUACAGUUCAAUGAAAAAGAUCAUCCCUAAUUCAAAUGAUUUCCUCACUGCUGAUCUACAGUUGGAUGAUUUUCGAAAGAAACAAGGGCUUUUUGGGUACGAAAAUGCUAAGAGAUCGGUCUCAAAGCGUUCUCCAGUUGAUUGGUGGAUCAACUUUGGAGAUGAAGUACCAGAGUUGCAAAAGUUUGCAAUUAAAGUUUUGGGACUCACUUGUUCGUCAUCCGCAUGUGAACGAAAUUGGAGCACAUUCAAUCAAGUGCACACCAAAAAGAGGAAUCGGUUAACCACGAAGAAGAUGAAUGACUUGGUAUAUAUUUUGUAUAACAAGAAGUUGAAAGAUCGACAUUUAAAGCUUCAAGAGGUUACCGAAGAUCCUUUGGUUCUUGAUGACAUAGCUUCGGAUGAUGAGUGGGUUGCUAAUCCUCCUAAUCCAAAUGAUAUUGGAGAAGAAAUUGAAACUUCGACACUGUAUCAAGAAGAGCAUAAUGUUAUUUGUGAUUCUCAAGGAUUGGAAGGAGGAAGUGGAGGUGGAGGUGGUGGAGCAAGAGCAAGUGGUGGAGCAAGCAAAAGGAAAAUGAGUAAAGGGAAGGAUAAAGAAACAAGACCAAUGAAAAAGAGUAAAGGGAAGGAUAAAGGAAAAGGGGUUCUCAUCCAUGAGGAAGAAGAGGAGGAAUUCCAAGAUGCUAGUAGUGAUGAUUUGGAUGAGUUGGAUGGUCUACCUAUUCGAUUUGAGGAUGACUCUUUAGAUGAUGAAGCAAGUUCCUUUUGACGAAGUUGUUCUAUCAUGGGUGAUUUCACGGGUUUCAAUUAGUGCCAAGCUUGUUGAGCAGCUUAUCGAUGAUGGUAGGAGGUCCAAGAAGAAAACUAAGAGAGUCAAACCUAAAAUACCAAGAUAACCUCUAAAGCCCCAAUCAAAGGUAAAGGACGAACAGAUUUCUGAUGCUUCUGAAGUGCACAAGGGAACUGCUUCUGCAGGAUGGCCACUUCAACCACCAGUGUUUCUGCCAAUUACCCCACCUGCACCCCCUGCGAACACCGAGUUAGAUGCCAUUCGUUCCAUCAUUCAAGAAGGUGAAAAAGUGUUGGAUAAGUUGCAGAAGCAGGAGGAAACCUUGGCACAGGAAGUGACUCUGAGAGCCAAAGAUCUCUGUGAUAAGGAGUUCAAGCUCCCAUACCAGAAGCCAAUGUCGUGUUUUGUUGAGAUUGAUGCUUGCAAGGCAUGCUACAAGGAGAAUGUUAAGAAUCCCUUGAAAUGUGGGCAUCUGAUACAAAUUUUUGCUGAAUGUGCUCGUAGAGUUAGACAGCAAGUGAGUUCAGCAGAUAAAUCGUAGACUUCGCAAGAUGGAAAUUACAGGUUAUAUACAUGACACAAGCCAAUUACCUGUGUGAGAGAAUUGUUUUUUCUUAUCACCAUUAUUAGACUCCUUGCUGUGUUCUAUUUGCGUCGUCCAAGUUUUUUUUUUUUUCAAUAAAUUUUUCACUAUGUUUCAAGGGGUAAACUGUGUUUUACUUCUCAAGUGUAAGCCGUCAUAGUAGCCUACCGAACUUUCAAGAGCUUGAAUAUGGCCCUUGUUAUUUGAUGUGUAAAAUCAUGCAUUAGGCCUAUUUUGAAA